This is a messenger RNA of Trichomycterus rosablanca, 5248 nucleotides long. It is a transcript of the gene baz1a, whose product is annotated as bromodomain adjacent to zinc finger domain, 1A. NCBI's taxonomy places the organism in Eukaryota, Metazoa, Chordata, Actinopteri, Siluriformes, Trichomycteridae. Bases 145 to 4608 code for a protein of 1487 amino acids. Gene Ontology annotation, molecular function: DNA binding; protein binding. The transcript has 28 exons. The record is from RefSeq and is a predicted model, not a curated record. Gene Ontology annotation, cellular component: CHRAC; nuclear chromosome. Gene Ontology annotation, biological process: positive regulation of DNA replication; chromatin remodeling; regulation of DNA-templated transcription.
UGCCGCUAAGUACAACUAGUUCACAGCUUUCUCAAUUCCUUCUGGAGUGAAUGUUCUCAUUCGCAUCAUACAACUGAUAAAGGUACCUACCAUACAUUAAGCGCCAGCAGCAUCAACAGCACAAAAACGCAGAGAUAAAGAAAGAUGCCUCUUCUUCAUAAAAAGCCUUUCGUCAGGCAGAAACCUCCUGCUGAUCUUCAGCCGGAUGAAGAAGUUUUUCUUUGUAAAGUAACUCAUGAAAUCUUCAGAACAUACGAUGAAUUCUUUGAGCGGACUAUCCUUUGUAACAGUCUGGUAUGGAGUUGUGCUAUCACAGGCAGACCUGGCUUGACCUACCAGGAGGCCCUGGAGAGUGAGAAAAAGGCCAAGCUUCAUCUACAGAGCUUUCCUUCUAAUUUACUUCUGCCCCUCUUGCACCUGACUGCCCUAACACAUCGUUCACGGUUGCAUGAGAUAUGUGAUGAGGUCUAUUCUUUCGUGAAGGACCGCUACUUUCUAGGGGAGAUGGUGGAUGUUGUCAGUCACUCUGGUGCAAGACGGCACUGCCAGAUCUUAGAAGUGAUUUAUCCUUAUUCCAAUGGGACUUCUAAUGGUCAUGUUAAACAUCAUGCAGAAGAAGAUUCCAUUGUCAUCAGUGACGAUGAUGAUGAUGACGUCAUUGUUGUUUCACCCAAGACCCCUAAAACAACACCUAAUCGCAGUAAACAGAAGCCUAUCAACUCAUCCUUGUUUAAAUAUAAGGUCCAGAAUCCAGAGGCUGGUGAGCCCAUCUUUGCGAAAUCUUCUCAGAUUGUUCGUAAGAAGAAUGUGUUCACUCGCGAUAGACUAAAAUUGCUUCUUAAACAACACUGUGAACCCAUAAACGGGACCAUCAGACUUAAACCAUCAACAGUUGCAAAAUACAAGCUAAAAGAGCAAAGUUUCUCUGACUUCUUUCCGGAUGAGCCCCCAGUCUUUUUCUUCAGUCCUUCUGGAAAGAGCAGAGGUCGUCCCCCCAAUAUAACAUCUCCUGGGCAGAGGAAUUCAGUAGUGAGUCCAAAUAUAAUGACAGCUGCAGAAGAAAAGUUAACACUGAUGCAAAGGAAAGAAAUGAUGGCAGAAGCAAAACUCAAGAGAGAAAGAGAAGAUUUGAUGGAAGCCAAAAGAAAGGAGAAAGUGGACAAAGAAAGGAAGAAAGAGGAGAUAAAGAGAGUGUUUGAGGAAGAAAAACUAAAACGAAAAGAACAAAAGGAACGGAUGAAAUUGGAGAAAGAGAAGGAACGAGAAAAGUUGAAGGAGGAGAAGAAAAAAUAUGCUGAAAGGCUGAAGCUGUGGAGUAAACCUCGAGAGGACAUGGAGUGUGAUGACCUUAAGGAGCUUCCAAAACCUCUGCCGGUAAAAACAGGUCUGUCUCCAGAGCUGUUUGGAGAUGCACUAAUGGUGCUGGAGUUUCUAAAGGCAUUUGGAGAACUAUUUGACCUCAAGGAUGAAUUCCCUGAUGAUAUCUCACUAGAGAUUCUAGAGGAGGCUUUGGUGGGCUGCAAUCCUGAAGGGCCACUUUGCGAGCUUCUCUUCUUUUUCCUCUCAGCCAUUUUUCAGGCCCUGGAUGAAGAGCAAGAGGAGGUGGCCAAAGAGCAGGUGGUGGAAGCUGACACCAAAGAUCUUACUGAGGUUCUGGAUGAUGAUGCUGACCCCACGCAGUCUGCCAUCAGUGCUGUGGCCUCACUGGCUGCUGCCUGGCCUCAACUCCACCAAGGCUGUAGUUUAAAACAGCUGGAUCUGGACAGCUGUACUCUUUCUGAGAUUCUGAGGCUGCACAUCCUGGCCUCUGGAUCAGAGUGCAUCUACACCAACGCCAAGUUUCGUUACCAGAAGCAGGGAGGCUUUGGCUCAACAGAUGACCCAUGUGUGGAGCUGCGCAUCUCUAACCCAAGCUUGCUCAAGAAGCUCUCCUGCACUGCUGUGUACGAUUUGCAGCCUGGGGAAAAGCUGAAGAUCCUGCAUGCUUUAUGUGGGAAGCUGCUGACUCUUGUCUCCACUCGCGACUUCAUUGAAGAUAAUGCUGAUGAACAGAGAGCAGCUAAGACGGAGCUCAGAGAACUAAGAGCUGAACAGCACCGUAGAGAGAGAGAGGAGGCUGCUAUCAGAGUUCGUAAGAGAAAAGAGGAGAAGCUAAGAGAGCAGGAACAAAAACUUAAAGAGAAACAUGAAAAACUUAAAGGAGAGGAAGUGAGGAAUGGCACACAUGUAGCAGGAGAGGAGAUGGACACCAGUACAGAGAGUCAGGAUGGACACAUAGACCAACAAACUGAGGAUGAAGAGGAACACGCAUCACACAGCAAAUCCAAGAGAGGUAAAAGCAGCACGCCAAAGCAGAAGCAGAUAAGCGAAGAGGUGGUGAAAGAGCGCCUGAGCCCUGAGGAACUCCAGCAACAACAACUGAAAGAGAAGGAGCUAUUGGAGCGCAUUCACAAGGCUGCAGCCUGCACUUACAUCCUUCCUUUAGGCCGUGACCGCCUUUAUCGUCGAUACUGGCUAUUCCCCUCAGCUGGAGCACUUUUUGUUGAAGAUGAUUAUUUCGGCCUCACAGAAGACAUGCUAGAGCCUCGUCCUGUGCCUGAACCCAAAACAGAAGAGCUCUCUAGCAGCCUGAGUCCUAUAAAAACUGUGGCAUCAGAAGAAGAGUCUAAACCACUUCAAAGCACUUCUGUUUAUGUGAAUCGCCCAAAUCACUGGGGUUUUUACAGCACUCCUGCAGAACUGGAUCAACUAAUUGAGGCACUGAACCCACGAGGACAUAGAGAGAGUGCACUUAAAGAUGCUCUUCAGCAGGAGAAAGAACGCAUCGUUCAGCAGCUUAGUAGUACGUCAGUAGAGCGCUAUCACCACUCAGAUAAAGCCCUGAUUGAGACCAAAGGGAGCACUGUGAAGAGCAAAAAUGGCCCAACUACUUUAGAAAGCACUGCACCUGCUGAGCUCCACAUGGAAAAUCGUCUCAGGGAUCUACUGUUGGACAUUGAGGACCGUAUCUUUCAGGGCACUCUUGGUACAAUUAAGGUGAUGGAGAGGACUGUCUGGAGAACAGCACUGGAGAAUAGCAAUUAUGAACUAUUGGCUUUUCAAGUCAAUGGUGAUGAGGAAGCCAUGGAGAUAGAUGAGAGUCAUAUCAAAGACAGGUUUCAGGAGUUAAAGAAUGAGAGCCAGAGUGCCACAUCCACUAGUGCUGGCACACCGCAGCCCAUCAGCAACAAUGUGCACUACCUUGCACUGGCCCUCACUCAGAUAGAGCAGGGCAUAGAACGAAAAUUCCUUAAAGCUCCAUUAGGUGAUGAAGACAGCAAAAAAGACCAAAAAGCUAGGAGAAAAGACAAGAAGAAAGAUGAUGACCAGUCUAGUGAGAAAGAUGAUGGAAGUGAUUGUGGGCGACAAGUGAAAACCGUGCUGGAGCGCUGGAGAGAAUCUCUGUUGGCCUGCACAAGUCUCUCACAGCUUUUUCUGCAUCUCUCCACACUGGAGCGCAGUGUGCUCUGGGCUAAGUCUAUCUUAAACGCACGCUGUAAGGUGUGCCGCAAAAAGGGUGACAGCGAAAACAUGUUGCUCUGUGAUGGUUGUGACCGAGGUCAUCACAUCUACUGUGUCCGUCCUAAGCUGAAGGCUGUUCCCAACGAAGACUGGUUAUGCCCAGAGUGCCGUCCCAAACAACGUUCUCAUCGCAUAAACUCUCGUCAACGCUCCUCUGUUGACUCUGAGGAAGAGCUAGAAGAUGAGUCUGAUGAAAAGGAAGAACAGUCUGAGGAGGAGGAAGAGGAGGAGUCUGAAGAAGAGUCUGAGGAAGAGGAGAAGGAAAGUGUCUCUAAAAAAGCUGCUGUAAAGUUUCCUAUACGAAGUUCAAAAGGUGGAGGAUCUAGCAGAGCCAGACAAGCUGAAUCAAAUCAUUCCACUCCUCAGAGCAAGCAAAAUACACCCAAACAAAGCAGCUCUGCCAAUAAAGGAGGCUUCAAAAGCACAGGAAAGAAGACCACACCAAUGUCCAAUGGAAAGCCCCCUUCCCGGUCUGGCACCCGCUUUAGUGCUCGUCUUAGCCUCGAGGCCUUGAACACUAAUGGGACGGCAGCCAAAAGCUCUCAAUCAAGCCCACCAGCAACCCAAAAGGACUCAAAGAAAAGAACCAGCACAGCAGAGGUCUCCCCCAAAGCCAAAGUGGUCCACAAGCGGACACAAAGUAGCUCCUCCAACACUCGGCGUAGCUCAGGGAGAACUAUUGGCAUCCACGAGCUCUCAUUGUGUGAACAACUCACUGUAGACCUAGUUAGACAUGAAGAUAGCUGGCCCUUCAUGAAACUAGUGUCCAGAACUCAGGUGCCCGAUUACUAUGAUAUUAUUAAGAAACCAAUUGCUUUAAGUACAAUCAGGGAGAGGGUCAACAACUGUGAAUACCAAACUGCAUCUGAGUUUAUAAAUGAUGUGAAGCUGAUGUUUUCCAACUGCCUUGAAUACAACCCUCAGCACACCAGUGAAUUUAAAGCUGGCAUCAGGCUUCAGGACUACUUCUACUCUGAACUGCGGAGACUCUCCUUGGCUGACCAAACGUCACCUCCACAGAAACGACCUAGACACUGCACACUUUAACAGACUUGAGAUGCACAUGUCUACAUUUAAUGUGGAUAAACUUCUAAAAUUAGGUAAUAAUAAAAAAGAAUAGCAUUUGACCAUGUCUGAGGUGACGCAGGAUAAACCUGUGCUGUGACAAUUAUUUGCACUGUUUUAAAUAGUGCUCUUUAUUCACACUGACCUGGAAAGAAAAACUCAGUGGUGCUUUUUUUUUUUUUUUUAUUUGACUUGACUGCUUUUCUAGACUACUGUGUAUAGAUUUUUCUUCUUGUGUCUGUUGCAUUGAUAAAUUCUUGCCAUUGAAAGGAACAUACUGCUUUUUUGUUGUGUUGUAGUUGUGAAUAGUAAAAUAAACUUAAGUUUUAAUAACAUUCCCUUAGCCUGGUUAAACACUACAUAGGAACCAAGCCCUGCUUUUUUUUCUAUUAUGCUAUUGACAUAACUAACUAGUUAUUUAUUUUCAUUUUGGGGUAUAAUUUAAGAUUUGCUUUAUUUUAUUUAAGAAUAUUUUGUUUCAUGUUUUGUAUACAUUGUUUUGUACAGUUCUACCAUCAUUAGAUCACAAACAUUUGAAACUGGUAAAGAUUUGUCAUCUCAGAAAAUUACUUUUUCUAGCUGUUCUGUCUUUUCUUACUUAUAAAUAAAAUGCAUUUGUUAA